CACGUUUUGCUUUAGUGCAUAUCGAUCUGCUCGGAUUUAAACCCGCCCUCAAGAUAUCACCGACAUGCUGGGCCGGCGAUUCCAUCCAGGAUUCGAUUCGAACCCACCCCGAACUGCCUCCCUCUUUAACAUGCAACACAGGCAAUCUCGCCGAUCUUGCCGGUCAAGAUCACGAAGAUAUACCCACUGCCGCCCACCAUGACAAUACCCCGGCUGCUCGCCCGAGCGUGCACCAAACCAGCCGUGGCAGCACCAGCAGCCGCAGUGCCGCGCAGGGCGCUCGCAACGAAGGCCGCCCCGUUCCCGACAACACCCACCUGCCCGGCGCCGACAUGCGCCUGCGCCGCGACGCCCGACCCGUUGCCCGGCCUCGAGAUUGACCGCCAGGCGCCGCUCAACGGCCUCAUCUCCAACUACGCGCAGCACGUGCUCGUCUGUACCGGCAAGGACGAUUGGCCGUCGCGCAUCGAGGAGGAACACGGCGGCGACAACCUCGUGGCUGACCUGCGCGAGCUGGUCGGGCCGCGCGGGAAGUUCAGCGAUCCGUUCCACAACAUCGCCAUCCUCAACGCCUCCUUCCCCUCUUCGCCGCCGCCCAGACGGCGGCCCGAGCUGCACACCAGCUCCGUCUACCUCCUGCCGCAGUUCAAGUACGUGCCGUACCUGCCGCGCGUCUCGUUCGAAUCCGUCGAGGCCCUCGUCCGCGGCUACCUGCAGCCCGAGCGGCUGCACCCGAUGCACGACGGCCUGUCGCCGAUCCACCGCGACCGGCUGCUGCGCAAGCCCGCCUACCAGAGCCUGCUGUGGGGCGUCAGGGACGUGCGCGAGGUGGUCGUGCUGGUGUGCGGGCACGGCGGCCGCGACCGGCGGUGCGGCCUGUACGGGCCGCUGCUGCGGGGCGAGUUUGAGAGGCGGCUGCCUGAGCAGGGCGUGGAGGUGCUACGCGGUGCGGUGGAGGUGGAGGGCGAGGAUGGGCCUGCCGUGGAAGGGGUUGCCUCGGGGCGGGAGUGGGCCGCGCGCGUGGGGCUGAUCAGCCACAUUGGCGGGCACAAGUUUGCGGGGAAUGUGAUUGUCUAUCUGCCUCCUGGGCUAAGGACCGAGGACGGGGAGGUGCACCCGCUGGCUGGACAUGGGAUCUGGUAUGGCAGGGUCGAGCCGCGACACGUCGAGGGGAUUGUACGCGAGACGAUCCGGCGGGGCAGGGUCAUUGAGGAGCUGUUCAGGGGAGGGAUCACUCAGGAGGGAGAGAUCUUGACGCUAUAGACAGGAGAAAUAUGUUGGGCCUUGCCUGGAGUGAGAACAGCAGCCGGAGAGCCAUCCAUGUAUGGCUCUCCAUGUAUCGCUAAAAGCGCAUGUAUCGCUAAAAGCGUUAUGUCCGAGGAGCACGAUAGCCAUUGGCGGGGCGGAUACUCCGUUACACACGUACGGAUCACUGUAACUAGUGUACUGCAUAUAUGCAUACAUCCUACUCUUACCCCUGUCACUGCAUCUCAACUUCAAU
Molecule: messenger RNA, 1501 nt
Organism: Thermothielavioides terrestris NRRL 8126
Lineage: Eukaryota; Fungi; Ascomycota; Sordariomycetes; Sordariales; Chaetomiaceae
Exons: 2
Coding region: 199-1263 (354 amino acids)
Source: RefSeq, a predicted model, not a curated record